AUGGCUCCAACAAUCACUUACACCUCCAACAACAAUACUAAUACAAAUAACCCGACCCCAUCAUCACCCACUACCUCCAUAAACACCUCUGCUCCUCCAUUCGAAAACAGAGCACCAUAUGACACUCCAUCAUCCCUUCUUACACCCAACAUGGCCCCACCAAUCAUUUACACCUCAAAAAAUAACACUAACACACAUAAACCAACCCCACCAUCCUCCACUACCUCCAUAAACACCUUUGCUCCACCACCCGAAAACAGAGCACCUAAAAACACCCCUCUCAUGGCUACUUGGAAACGCAUCCCAAGACCUGGAACACAUGAAACUCAAAUUAAGACUGAACCAGUGGGGCAGAAACGUGCAGCUCCUCACCAAGCACAUCAGUCUGAGUUAUCAAGCAAGAAAUAUCUGGUUUCUCAAAUUGAUAAUGAAAGCAUCGUGAUAUUGGCGGAGGCUGGUUCUCAGCCCUGCCAGAAGCAAUGA
This is a messenger RNA of Quercus lobata, 483 nucleotides long. Its product is annotated as extensin-like. Bases 1 to 483 code for a protein of 160 amino acids. The transcript has a single exon. The record is from RefSeq and is a predicted model, not a curated record. NCBI's taxonomy places the organism in Eukaryota, Viridiplantae, Streptophyta, Magnoliopsida, Fagales, Fagaceae.